This is a messenger RNA of Myotis lucifugus (little brown bat), 6717 nucleotides long. It is a transcript of the gene TJP1, whose product is annotated as tight junction protein 1. Gene Ontology annotation, cellular component: plasma membrane; bicellular tight junction. Gene Ontology annotation, molecular function: cell adhesion molecule binding. NCBI's taxonomy places the organism in Eukaryota, Metazoa, Chordata, Mammalia, Chiroptera, Vespertilionidae. Gene Ontology annotation, biological process: establishment of endothelial intestinal barrier; protein localization to cell-cell junction; cell-cell junction organization. The record is from RefSeq and is a predicted model, not a curated record.
GUAUAAAGUUGCAGCAUGAGCUGGAGCUGGCAAGAAAAUGAACAGAGAACGGCCUCUGUCCAAAUUAAGUUAAAAACACAGGAAGUUCCUAGCACAGCCAUGGAGGAAACGGCUAUAUGGGAACAGCACACGGUGACGCUUCACAGGGCUCCGGGAUUUGGAUUUGGAAUUGCGAUCUCUGGUGGGAGAGAUAACCCCCACUUUCAGAGCGGGGAGACCUCGAUCGUCAUUUCGGACGUGCUGAAGGGAGGGCCCGCCGAGGGGCAGCUGCAGGAAAAUGACCGUGUUGCGAUGGUUAAUGGAGUUUCGAUGGAUAAUGUUGAACAUGCUUUUGCUGUUCAGCAACUAAGGAAAAGUGGGAAGAAUGCAAAAAUUACCAUUCGCAGGAAGAAGAAAGUUCAGAUUCCUGUGAGUCGUCCCGACCCGGAGCCCGUGUCCGAGAACGAGGAGGACAGUUACGACGAGGACGUGCACGAUCACAGAGGUGGCCGUGGGGGCACGGUCAGCAGGCGGAGUGAGAAGAGCUGGGCGAGGGACAGGAGCGCCAGCCGGGAGAGGAGUCUGUCCCCGAGAUCCGACAGGCGGUCGGUGGCCUCCAGCCAGCCUGCCAGACCCACCAAAGUCACGUUGGUCAAGUCCCGGAAAAAUGAAGAAUAUGGUCUCCGGCUGGCCAGCCAUAUAUUUGUGAAGGAAAUUUCACAAGAUAGCUUGGCAGCGAGAGAUGGCAAUAUUCAAGAAGGCGAUGUUGUCUUGAAGAUAAAUGGGACCGUGACGGAAAACAUGUCCCUGACGGAUGCCAAGACGCUGAUAGAGAGGUCUAAGGGCAAGCUGAAGAUGGUGGUGCAGAGGGACGAGCGGGCCACGCUGCUGAACGUGCCCGACCUCUCGGACAGCAUCCACUCUGCCAACGCCUCGGAGCGGGACGACAUUUCAGAAAUUCAUUCGCUGGCAUCAGAUCAUUCUGGUCGGUCACAUGACAGGGCUCCCCGCCACAGCCGGUCUCGAUCUCCUGACCAGCGGUCAGAGCCUUCUGACCAUUCCAGACAUUCGCCACAGCAGCCCAGCAACGGCAGUCACCGGAGCAGAGAGGAGGAGAGAGCGUCCAAACCCGGGACUGUCUCGCCUCCCGUGAGGCACGCGGACGAUCGUGCCCCGAAGGCGGUGGAAGAGGUCCCCGUGGAGAGAAACGAGAAGGCAGCAGCCACGCUUCCAGAACCGAAGCCUGUGUAUGCUCAAGUUGGACAACCAGAUGUGGAUUUACCUGUCAGCCCGUCCGAUGGUGUCCUGCCCAAUUCCACGCAUGAAGACGGGAUCCUUCGGCCAGCAUGAAAAUUGGUGAAAUUCAGAAAAGGAGAUAGCGUGGGUUUGCGGCUGGCUGGUGGCAACGAUGUCGGAAUAUUUGUCGCUGGCGUUCUAGAAGAUAGCCCUGCAGCCAAAGAAGGCUUGGAAGAGGGCGAUCAAAUUCUCAGGGUCAACAACGUCGACUUCACCAACAUCAUCCGCGAGGAAGCCGUGCUCUUCCUGCUGGACCUGCCGCGGGGGGAGGAGGUGACCAUCCUGGCGCAGCAGAAGAAGGACGUUUAUCGCCGCAUCGUAGAAUCAGAUGUAGGAGAUUCUUUCUAUAUCAGAACCCACUUUGAAUACGAGAAGGAAUCUCCGUAUGGACUUAGUUUCAACAAAGGCGAGGUGUUCCGGGUUGUGGACACCCUGUACAAUGGAAAACUGGGCUCCUGGCUCGCUAUUCGCAUUGGCAAGAAUCACAAGGAAGUGGAACGAGGCAUCAUCCCCAAUAAGAACAGGGCUGAGCAGUUAGCCAGUGUGCAGUACACGCUUCCUAAGACAGCGGGAGGGGACCGCGCUGACUUCUGGAGGUUCCGGGGCCUUCGCAGCUCCAAGAGGAAUCUCCGCAAGAGCAGGGAGGACUUGUCGGCCCAGCCGGUGCAGACCAAGUUCCCAGCCUACGAGAGAGUGGUCCUCCGGGAAGCCGGGUUCCUGAGGCCGGUCACCAUCUUCGGACCAAUAGCGGACGUGGCCCGAGAGAAGCUGGCGCGAGAGGAGCCGGACAUUUACCAGAUUGCAAAAAGCGAACCUCGAGAUGCGGGCACGGACCAGCGUAGCUCCGGCAUCAUCCGCCUCCACACGAUCAAGCAGAUCAUAGACCAGGACAAACAUGCUUUAUUAGAUGUCACACCAAAUGCAGUCGAUCGCCUGAAUUAUGCGCAGUGGUACCCAAUCGUGGUCUUCCUUAACCCCGAUUCCAAGCAAGGCGUGAAAACAAUGAGGAUGCGGUUAUGUCCCGAAUCUCGGAAAAGUGCCAGGAAGCUAUACGAGCGGUCUCAUAAGCUGCGUAAAAAUAAUCACCAUCUUUUUACCACCACAAUUAACUUAAAUUCAAUGAAUGACGGCUGGUACGGUGCGCUGAAGGAAGCCAUUCAGCAACAGCAGAACCAGCUGGUUUGGGUCUCAGAGGGCAAGGCGGAUGGUGCUACCAGUGAUGACCUUGACUUGCAUGACGAUCGCCUGUCCUACCUGUCAGCCCCAGGUAGUGAAUACUCAAUGUAUAGCACGGACAGUAGACACACUUCUGACUAUGAAGACACAGACACAGAAGGCGGGGCCUACACUGAUCAAGAACUAGAUGAGACUCUUAAUGAUGAGGUGGGGACCCCCCCGGAGUCCGCCAUUACCCGGUCCUCUGAGCCCGUAAGAGAGGAUUCCUCUGGGAUGCAUCACGAAAACCAGACAUUUCCUCCCUACUCACCACAAGCGCAGCCACAGCCCGUUCAUAGACUAGACUCCCCGGGACUUAAAACAGCCUCUCAACAGAAAGCAGACGCCUCAUCUCCAGGCCCUUACCUUUCGCCCGAAACAAACCCAGCACCACCCACCUCUGCUGUCAAUCACAGUGUCAAGUUCACUCAUGUCAGACUGGAGGCACCCGCCCCUCCCGCCUCUCACUCCCCACCAGCUGACUCUUUGCCAGCACCCAGGGCCGAGGCCGCCCACUCCCUGCUCAGGGACCACGGAGCUGCACUUCCGUCGCAUGUAGACCCAGCACAGGUGUACCGGAAGGACCCCUACCCCGAGGACAUCAUCCGGCAGAAUCAUGUGGUGAAGCAGCCGGCCGGGGGGCAUCCCGUGCUGAGGCCCGACAGGGACCCCAAGCCGAGCUACGAGCCCCAUGCCCCGUACGUGGAGAAGCAAGCCAGCAGGGACCUGGAGCAGCCCACGUACAGAUACGACUCCUCUGGCUACACCGACCCGUUCUCGCGGCACAUGGACCACCGCCUGCGCUAUGAGGAGCGCAUCCCUGCCUACGAGGAGCACUGGUCCUACUACGAGGACAAGCAGCCCUACCAGCCCCGGCCCUCUGACAGUCAGCACCCCCGGGACCUGGACUCCAGGCAGCACCCCGAAGAGCCCUCGGAGCGGGGCUACUUCCCGCGGUUCGAGGAGCCAGCCCCUCUGCCCUAUGACAGCAGACCCCGCUACGAGCAGCCGCCCAGGACCUCCACCCUGCGGCACGAGGAGCCCCUGGCUCCCGGGUAUGAGGUGCACGGCAGGUACAGGCCCGAGGCGCCGCCCCCCGCGGGCCCCCAGGCCCCUGAGUCCAAGCAGUGUUAUGAGCAGUACCCACGGAGCUACGAGCAAGUCCCCGCACAAGGCUUUACCUCGAAGGCAGGCCGCUACGAGCCGCUCCACGGGGCUGCGCUGGUCCCUCCUCUUGUACCAGCCUCUCAGCACAAGCCGGAUGUGCCGCCGCCCAGCACCAAGCCCCUGCCCGCACCCCCAGCUCCCGCCGAGGAGGAGGACCCAGCCAUGAAGCCCCAGUCCGUGCUCACCAGGGUGAAGAUGUUUGAGAACAAGAGGUCUGCGUCCUUGGAGAACAGGAAGGACGAGAACCACGCGGGCUUUAAGCCUCCAGAGGCAGCGUCCAAACCGCCAGGGGCUCCCAUCGUGGGUCCUAAAGCCACUCUUCAGAGUCAGUUCAGUGAACACGACAAGACCCUGUACAGGGUCCCAGAACCGCAAAAGCCUCAGCCGAAGCCCCCGGAAGAUAUUGUCCGGUCAAACCACUACGACCCCGAGGAAGACGAAGAGUACUACCGCAAGCAGCUCUCCUACUUCGACCGGAGAAGUUUUGAGAACAAGCCCUCCGCACACAUUCCCACAGGCCACCUCCCAGAGCCGGCCAAGCCGGCUCACUCCCAGCAUCCGCCCAGCCUUUCUAGUUAUUCCUCGAAGGGCAAGUCUAUUGACGCUGAUGCCUUCGGUGACAAACGCUAUGACUCAGUCCAGCCCACGCCACCCCCACCCCCGCUGCCCUCCCAGUACUCCCAGCCGCCCCAGCCCAGCUCCAGCUCCUCGCUCCACGCCCACGCUAAGGGAGCCCACGGGGAAGGUAAUUCGGUGUCAUUGGAUUUUCAGAAUUCUUUAGUGUCCAAACCAGAGCCACCUCCAUCUCAGAACAAGCCAGUCACUUUCAGAACAAUGAGCCGAGAGGAUCCUGCUCCGUCUACCUUCUACCCCCAGAAAAGCUUCCCAGAUAAAGCGCCAGUGAACGGCACUGAACAGCCUCAGAAAACAGUCGCCCCAGCCUACAACCGCUUCACCCCCAAGCCGUACACCAGCUCCGCGCGGCCAUUCGAGCGCAAGUUUGAAAGCCCUAAAUUCAGCCACAACCUUCUGCCGAGUGAAACUGCACACAAGCCUGACGUGUCUUCAAAAGUCCCGACUUCUCCCAAGACCCUGGUGAAGGCCCAGCCUCCCGAGUUCGACAGCGGAGUGGAGACCUUCUCCAUCCACACGGAGAAGCCCCGAUACCACGUGAACAACCUCAGCACCGGGCCCAGAGCCGUUCCUGGGAGCCCGUCGGCAGUGGAGGAGGACAACGACGAGGACGGCCACACCGUGGUGGCCACGGCCCGGGGCGUGUUCAGCAGCAACGGCGGGGUGCUGAGCUCCAUCGAGACGGGCGUCAGCAUCAUCAUCCCCCAGGGCGCCAUCCCGGAGGGCGUGGAGCAGGAGAUCUACUUCAAGGUCUGCCGCGACAACAGCAUCCUCCCGCCCCUCGACAAGGAGAAAGGUGAGACCCUGCUGAGCCCGUUGGUGAUGUGUGGGCCCCAUGGCCUCAAGUUCCUGAAGCCCGUGGAGCUGCGCCUGCCACACUGUGCGUCCAUGACUCCUGACGGUGACCCCAAAACCUGGCAAAACAAGUGUCUUCCUGGAGAUCCGAAUUACCUGGUGGGAGCCAACUGCGUCUCUGUCCUGAUCGACCACUUCUAAUCCGGAAACAGGACCUUGCUGAAAUAAUGUGAACCUGGGCUAGACUUCCUCCAUCUGAACGGAACCACUCUCUCAAGUAUUACACUUCCCUUAGAGUCGAUGCUGCCGCGGGCUAGUACUGAGCGCUUUGUUUGAACUGAUGAUUCGCGAGCGCCCUCCUGAGCCGUGGGCAGAAAACACUGCGAACUACGGGCUGUGCCGGAAGAACGUGGCCUCGGCGAGGGGUUCACAGACGUUGGCUUCGUAAUGAUUAUUGUACUUCCUGUGGUCACUGCUUCACUCACACUGAUUUCCGUUAAAAUACCAGCCAGUAAAGGGGUGCAUCUGAGUUCUGUUCUUUUCAGAGUACACGGUUUCCCACUUGCCGGUGGCCCUGGCCUGGCGCACACGUUAUGUUAUUAUGCAUGGGGUAACACGCACACAUCUACAUGCACCCGGGGCAGAACCAAUGUGGUGGACUAAACAAAUGGACAGCCAGCGGAUCGAUCGCGUGGGGCGGAGGGUCCAGCGAAGACGCUGACUGAUUGUACAUGAAAACACGCUUCUUGGGGAAGGGCACCAAAGCACGCGACUGUCCCGGGGCCUCUGGGUCUCGAAUUAACCACAUCACCAGACACACUAACCAGCAGGAAUGCCUUACCCUCCUGUUCUUAAUUCUUAGGUCGUCUCUGUGUAGGACUAGGUUUUUAUGGCUUUUGUGCACAUCCGGACACUGAAUCAUGAAGCAGGUUGAGCAGAUUGUGGAUUUGGUGGUUCCAGAAGGGUGUGAUCACCCAGAAGGAAAUAAUGGUGUGAUUUGGAGAUUUUUUUAUUUUUUUUUUGGCAGGGGGCAGUGGUGGCUUUGUUUCUUGUUUCUUGUUUUUUUCUUUUUGGCUAUGCAUUCGAAAAUUUUGAUGUUUCAAGGAUGCUUGUACAUAACGCGUGCAUACCACUUUUGUUCUUGGUUUGUACAUUAACUUUUAUAAACUUUCCCUUUUUUUAUACAUAAACAAAACCAAGUUUCUUAAGGCUACCUUUGUAUUCUCUCCUGUACCUCUUGAGCCUUGAACUUUGACCUCUGCAGCAAUAAAGCAGCAUUUUUAUGACACACACAAGGUCAUUUUUUUUAAAGAAAAAGAAAUGCACAGAGUUGUUACAUUUUUAAGUGCUGCAUUUAAAAGAUACAGUUACUCAGAAGUCUCUAGUUUGAUUAAACUCUUGCAAAAUACCCCUCCUGUAAUUUGUGAUACACUGCUGUGCCCUAAAGUGUAUUUUUGUACUAAUAGACGAUUUAUUACGGCACAUCAGCACGACUUCCGUUUGGAUAAUACACCACUACAUUCUGUUAACCAUUAGGUGUGACUGGAUUUCUUUUGCGGUUAUUAAAAAAAGUCUCAAAUUUCUAAAUCUGCAGAAUAAAACUUUUAAAAUAAAGUGCUGGCUUGGACUGUU